Messenger RNA from Juglans regia (Persian walnut), 1326 nucleotides. RefSeq names its product secretory carrier-associated membrane protein 4-like. The record is from RefSeq and is a predicted model, not a curated record. The transcript has 13 exons. Gene Ontology annotation, cellular component: recycling endosome membrane; trans-Golgi network membrane. NCBI's taxonomy places the organism in Eukaryota, Viridiplantae, Streptophyta, Magnoliopsida, Fagales, Juglandaceae. The coding region runs from base 153 to 1064 and encodes 303 amino acids. Gene Ontology annotation, biological process: protein transport.
UUAAAAGUGACAAGUGCUCGCGCACACUCCGGUUGUCUCUCUGUCUCCUUCUGAGAAGUAGUGAGAAUUUGGCACUCUAUUCGGAGCUUUUCUCUGCAAGAUUUUAGUGAUCUGAAAAGUGGGAGUGAGAGAGAGGGGGGGAGAGUGACACAAUGAAUCGGAACCACCACGACCCCAAUCCAUUUGACGAGGAGGAGGUCAAUCCCUUCUCGAAAGGAGCUCCCGCUCCUGGAUCAAAGCCACGCAUUCCAUCAUUGGGACCUGAAACCUUGGGCUUUGGUCAGAAGCAUGAUGCGACGGUGGACAUACCAUUGGAUACGAUGAAAGACUCUAAAAACAAAGAGAGAGAACUUGCAGCUUGGGAAUCAGAUCUCAAAAGGCGGGAAAAGGAAAUAAGACGGAGAGAAGAUGCUGUUACUAAAGCUGGUGUCCCUAAUGAUGAUAAAAACUGGCCUCCAUUUUUUCCAAUUAUUCAUCAUGAUAUAUCCAAUGAAAUACCGGUCCAUGCUCAAAGGCUGCAGUAUCUGGCUUUUGCAAGUUGGCUAGGUAUAGUUCUUUGUCUGGUUUUUAACAUGAUUGCUGUGAUGGUGUGCUGGAUCAGAGGCGGGGGUGUCAAAAUUUUUUUCCUUUCCACAAUUUAUGCUCUACUUGGAUGCCCAAUGUCAUAUGUGCUAUGGUACAGGCCUCUGUAUCGCGCUAUGAGGACAGAUAGUGCUCUGAAAUUUGGUUGGUUUUUCCUAUUCUACUUGAUUCACAUUGGGUUUUGUAUAUUCGCUGCCAUUGCACCUCCAGUUGUCUUUCAUGGGAAGUCAUUGACGGGAAUCCUUGCUGCAAUUGAUCUCUUCAAUGGUCAUGUAAUGGUUGGGAUAUUUUACUUAGUUGGCUUUGCCUUAUUUUGCUUGGAGUCUCUUCUAAGCUUAUGGGUACUUCAGAAAAUUUACUUGUAUUUCAGGGGUGCAUCUGAAGCUGCUGAGACAAAACAAAGGUCAACCCGUUCCAAUCGCAUGAUUCUACCGUCUCUCAGUGCUCCUGAACACAAUCUUCUAAACCUACUUGAAGAGUAACGCAUCUGGGAUUCAAAACCUGGUAUUGUUUAUUGAUUGUGACACAAUUUCGAUUCAAUCAUAUGCAAUUUCACCUUCUUCUUUUUUUUUUUUACCUUUUUGUAUCUUUCUUGUAAUAUCUAUUUUCCCUUUUUUAUAUUAUUGCUUGAAUAUAUUUGUAUGUAUUUCCAAAUGAAUUAUUGCAAAGUCACACCCUGUGUACGUAUAUUUACGAAUUAUAUGGAAUUGUCGGUAUACACUCAGAGGUUCCAAGUUCCUUUUA